CAGGCGAAGGUGCUCCAAAGUUUGAACCACGCGGGCAUCGUGGCCUACCACGAUGUGUUUCUUCAUCAAGACGACAAAGCAUUGGUGAUUUGCACCCUUAUGUACUGCGAGAGAGGGGAUCUUGCCUGCUACCUGAAUGACGUUAAGAGCAAAAAUCAUGCUCUGGAAGAGAAGCUCGUGCUACGUUGGACAUACGAGAUGGCAACAGCACUUGACUACAUACACAACAAAAAGGUUGUUCACAGGGACAUUAAGCCAUUGAACGUGUUCAUGACCAAAGGAGACAACCUCAAGAUUGGAGACUUUGGGCUUGCAUCAAACACGGGUCAUGAUAGAGCGCAAUCGCAGGUUGGAACCCCAUGCUACUUGGCCCCUGAAGUCUUACAAAGUGAAGAGUACGGAACUGCUGUGGAUAUAUGGGGCAUAGGGUGA
Molecule: messenger RNA, 432 nt
Organism: Guillardia theta CCMP2712
Lineage: Eukaryota; Cryptophyceae; Pyrenomonadales; Geminigeraceae
Exons: 5
Biological process (GO): protein phosphorylation
Molecular function (GO): protein kinase activity; ATP binding
Source: RefSeq, a predicted model, not a curated record